AUGGCGUCUUCCCUCGUCCCCUCCACCGCCGCCGCCGCCUCCGGCAAUGGCCGCCGCCCCCUCGUCUCCUUCUCGUCGUCCCUCUCUUCCUCCGCUGCUCCGCUCCUCCGCCGCCGCGCAGCCGCCGCCGUCCCCCUCCUCCGCCCUCGCUCCCGAAGGUCCCCUUCCAAAAUCUGCGCCAAGAUCCGGGAGAUCUUCAUGCCGGCGCUGAGCUCCACCAUGACGGAGGGAAAGAUUGUGUCUUGGGUGAAGUCUGAGGGCGACCGCCUCUCCAAGGGGGAGAGCGUCGUCGUCGUGGAGUCCGACAAGGCCGACAUGGACGUGGAGACCUUCUACGACGGCAUCCUCGCGGCCAUCGUCGUCUCGGAAGGGCAGAGCGCCCCCGUCGGCGCCCCUAUCGGCCUCCUCGCCGAGACCGAGGAAGAGAUCGCAGAGGCUCGUGCGCGCGCCCAGUCGCAGGGGCAGGCUCCUCCACCUUCCCCUCCCUCUCCUCCUCCUCCUCCUCCACCUCCUGCGGCAGCGGUGGCGGCGCCGCCGGUGCAGGCGAUUGAGAAGCCUGCCGUCGCAGCUGGACCCAAGAGCACUGUGCUGACGCCCUACGCAAAGAAGCUGGCGAAGCAGUACAAGGUUGAUGUUGCAUCUAUUGUGGGCACUGGGCCGUAUGGGAGAGUAACUCCUUCAGAUGUGGAGGCGGCUGCUGGAAUUGUACCCAAGGUGGCAGCUUCUUCACCUCCUCCAUCUUCUCCGGCAGUGGUUGCCACCGCUGCGGCAGUGGCGCCUGCGCCUAAAGCUGCUCCUCCUGCUGCUCCAGCGCCACCAAUUCCUGGUGCCACCGUGGUUCCCUUCACGACCAUGCAGGCGGCUGUGUCGAAGAACAUGGUGGAGAGCCUAUCUGUGCCAACGUUCCGCGUGGGUUAUCCUGUGAAGACAGACGCCCUGGACGCCCUCUAUGAGAAGGUUUUUCUCUUCUCUCUCCAUCUUGCUUACAUUCGUGCCCACAUGAUAUCUAACUACUGAGUAAUUCUACCUUGAAAUCGGUAAAAAAAACGUGAAAAUACACGACAUUCUUGCUAAAGUUGUACAAUUACGAUCGUGAUGUCAUCAGAAAUUGUCGAUUUCUCUCGCAAUUAAUUUCCGGCAGCAAGUUCAGGCCUUCGCUUUAUUUCCAUCGGUUUGUCAUCAAACUGUCCAGAACUGUCAAGAACUAUGUUAGGAAAUAAAUUCAAAGGCAGUCCUGGUUUCUCUCCUUCCAUAAAUUCACGCUUUUUAAGUCAACAGAGAUGUUCUAGACAUAUUUUUCCUUCCAUGCUGGUCAACUAUCCAUUCUGGUCAACGAUCCAUUCUGGUUUUAAAGAUGAACUCUUCUUGUGCCAAUAAAUUUCAUAGGUUAAGCCCAAGGGUGUUACAAUGACUGUGCUCCUCGCCAAGGCCGCAGCCAUGGCUCUUGCUCAGCAUCCCGUGGUCAACUCCACUUGCAAGGACGGGAAGAGCUUCACUUAUAACAGCAGCAUCAAUAUUGCAGUUGCUGUUGCAAUCGAUGGUGGGCUCAUAACUCCUGUUCUUCAGGACGCAGAUAAGGUCUGUAUAAAUUCAUGACGGCUUCAAGGAUCGUUACCCAUCUCUGCAUUUGAAACUAAUGGGAACAUUAUGCAGUUUGAUAUUUAUCUCCUAUCCCAAAGAUGGAAGGAGCUGGUGGGCAAGGCCCGUGCUAAACAGCUCCAACCUAGUGAAUACAAUUCAGGUCUCUCUCUCUCUCUCUCUCUCUCUCUCUCUCUCUCUCUCUCUCUCACCUCAUGUUUUAGAUUCACAAUCUUGCUGACGAAUUCCUUUCUUUCCAUGCUUUACUCUCUCUCUCUCUCUCUCUCUCUCUCUCUCUCUCUCUCUCUCUCUCUCUCUCUAUCUCUCUUUUUUUUUUAAGCCCAUGUUUUAGAUUCACAAUUUUGCUGACGGAUCACUGCGGUGUUCUACAGGAACAUUUACCUUGUCCAAUUUGGGCAUGUUCGGUGUGGACAGAUUUGAUGCAAUUCUCCCCCCCGGACAGGUGCAAUUCUUGCCCAAUAUCAUGUGCAAUUUUUUUUCCUGGAAUGCGUCAAUAAGUUGGAGAUCUGAUCUUCUGGAUUCAGGGUGCGAUUAUGGCUGUUGGAGCAUCAAAGCCCACCGUCGUCGCCGAUGCAGAUGGUUUCUUCAGUGUGAAGAACAAAAUGCUGGUAAAUUCCAUGCCCUACUCGAGAACCCAAAGAGCUAUGUAUCAGUUCAUUGCAUCUUUUAGUAUUAGUGAGAGAUCUGACGGCAAUGAUCAUGCAUAUAUUAUAGACUAAGAUGGAUGCCGGGCCAAGAAAUCUGGGCCAGAUGGGGGGGUUUUUUAGUAUGAAAUCUAGGGUUCGUCAUGGGAUUUAUUCCAUCUGGAUGUAGUUGGUGGCAUCCUCUCUAGGGUUUCUCCUUGGAGCUCAUGGGCUUGAUUGAUGACUGAGGUGCUGAUUGAUGAUGGCCUCGCCUCCAUCUUUGAUCAUAUGGGUUGCCCGGAAUAUAGCAAUAUUGAUAACAUCAUAUGGUAGGGAUGUUGCUAUUCCAAGAUGAAAAUCAUUUCAUUUAUGCGGCCCCCUUCUGUUUCUUCAGGUGAAUGUGACGGCUGACCACCGGAUCAUCUAUGGCGCUGACUUGGCGGCGUUCCUCCAGGCAUUUGCAAAGAUAGUUGAGAACCCCGACAGCCUCACCUUGUAG
Spirodela intermedia is the source of this 2721-nucleotide messenger RNA. Lineage: Eukaryota; Viridiplantae; Streptophyta; Magnoliopsida; Alismatales; Araceae. The record is from the annotation of a GenBank genome assembly.